AUGACACCGACUUGCGUGUUCAUCGCUGGAGACCCCCGCUCGUCACUCGAGAAGUUUUUCAGUGAUUUAAGCAUUGAAAUAAUCAAAAUUAAUACAUAUUUUGUAACACUUUCGUUUCCUUUUUUCUUUUUUCGUUGUUUUCUACGUUUGAUUGCGUUUUCACUUUCGCUCUUUCAUUUCCAUAAUUACUUGCCACUUUUCUUCUUCUUUUCCUAUUACGUCCUUUCUUUUCUUCUUUUCUUCUUUUCUUCCUUUCAUCCUAUUACGUCUUUUCUUUUUCUUUUCUUCUCUUCCUAUUACGUCCUUUCUUUUCUUCCUCUUUUCUUUCUUUUCUUCCUCUUUUCUUCUUCCCUUCCUAUUACAUCCUUUCUUUUCUUCUUUUCUUUUUUCUUUCAUUUUUUUCUUGUCUUUCUUUUCUUCCUAUUACGUCCCUUCUUUUCUUCUUUUCUUUUUUCUUUCUUGUCUUUCUUUUCAUCCUAUUACGUCUUUUCUUUUCUUUUUCUUUUCUUCUCUUCCUAUUACGUCCUUUCUUUUCUUCCUCUUUUCUUUCUUUUCUUUCUCUUUUCUUCUUCUCUUCCUAUUACCUCCUUUCUUUUCUUUCUUUUCUUCUCUUCCUAUCACCAUCCUUGUCUUUCUUUCUUUCUUUCUUCCUCAAACACUCUUUCUGUCUUUCUUCCUCAAACACCCCUUUCUUUCUUUCUUUCUUUCUUUCUUUCUUUCUUCCUCAAACACCCCUUUCUUUCUUUCUUUCUUUCUUUCUCAAACACUCUUUCUUUCUUUCUUUCUUUCUCAAACACUCUUUCUUUCUUUCUUUCUUUCUUUCUCAAACAAAAUUUUUUCAAAUUUUCUUUCUUUCUCAAACACCCUUUCUGUCUUUUUUUCCUCAAACACCCUUUCUGUCUUUCUUCCUCAAACACCCCUUUCUUUCUUUCUUUCUUUCUUUCUUCCUCAAACACCCUUUCUGUCUUUCUUCCUCAAACACCCCUUUCAUUUUUUUUUCUUUUUUUUUUCUCAAAUAUUCUUUUUCUUUCUUUUUUUUUCUCAAAACACCCUUUCUCAUCCUUGUCUUUAUUUCUUCUUUCUUCUCUUUUGUUUUUUUCUCUUUUCUGUUUCCUUAACUAUCUAAUUGUUUCCUUUCUUCACGUAAACUUUCUUCUUCUUCUUCUUCUUUGUCGUGUAAAAUACCUUGACGAGUGCCCUAAAGAACCAAAAGUUCCCAUCUACCUCCUGGUUGGUGGUUCGUUCGGCGUUCUCAAACUGAUCUUAGUGCUAUGGCGCCAGGUGAAAUACCAUCGUUAUGAGUACGACGACCACUUCACCGAUCCGAGCACCCUCUUCUCGGCGUCUCACGUGACGCACUGGGCGUUGAGUGUGUUCCUCGCCAUCUGGUUCGCGUUCGGCAAUUACUGGCUCUACUCGAUAUGGAAACCGCAUUUCAACGCCCCGCUGCACGAACCACGCAACUGGUGCUCAGAGACUGUUUUUCGCUUCACCUUCUGGCAACUGGUCACAUGUCACAUCUUGGUCGGCUGCUUUCUCCUCCUCACCUUCACACUCCUCAUUUCCUACAGAUGCUACAAAAUUUGCAAAAUGGAGAAGAAUUAA
Molecule: messenger RNA, 1605 nt
Organism: Acanthosepion pharaonis
Lineage: Eukaryota; Metazoa; Mollusca; Cephalopoda; Sepiida; Sepiidae
Source: the annotation of a GenBank genome assembly